This is a messenger RNA of Ziziphus jujuba (common jujube), 1549 nucleotides long. Its product is annotated as aspartic proteinase 36. Gene Ontology annotation, biological process: proteolysis. The record is from RefSeq and is a predicted model, not a curated record. NCBI's taxonomy places the organism in Eukaryota, Viridiplantae, Streptophyta, Magnoliopsida, Rosales, Rhamnaceae. The transcript has 6 exons. Gene Ontology annotation, molecular function: aspartic-type endopeptidase activity. Bases 49 to 1203 code for a protein of 384 amino acids.
GUUUUUUCACUUUCCCUUUGAAAACGUUUGAAAACGCAGCUAGGGCAUAUGCACAUCUUACCAUCCCGGCCACCAUUUUCACCGACAUUCGUCUCCCAUUCGCCGGCAUCGUCCUCGUCCAUUGUUGUGUCGGCAAGAGUCGUUCGAUUAAGAGUAACUCUUUUUUCCAUGCAGGAUCCAAGGUUCCAACCGAAUUUAUCUAGCACGUAUCAACCUAUAAAGUGCAGUAUCAAUUGUAACUGUGACAAUGAAGGGGUUCAAUGCACUUAUGAGCGCCGCUAUGCUGAGAUGAGCUCCAGUAGUGGCGUCCUUGGUGAGGACAUCGUUUCUUUUGGCAAUGAAAGUGAACUUGUACCCCAGCGUGCAGUUUUCGGUUGUGAAACUUUGGAAACUGGUGAUCUAUAUAGCCAACGUGCCGAUGGAAUAAUGGGUUUGGGGCGUGGUAGGCUUAGUGUGAUGGAUCAGCUUGUUGACAAGAGGGUUAUUGAUGAUUCAUUUUCAUUAUGUUAUGGUGGGAUGGGCGUCGGUGGGGGUGCUAUGGUUCUUGGUGCUAUCCCUUCUCCCCCUGGUAUGGUAUUUACCCAUUCAGACCCAUUUCGCAGUCCGUAUUACAACAUUGAGCUGAAGGAAAUACAUGUGGCGGGGAAGCCAUUAAAAUUAAGCCCAAAAGUUUUUGAUCAAAGACAUGGAACUGUCUUGGAUAGUGGAACUACAUAUGCUUAUCUUCCUGAGGAAGCUUUUCUCGCAUUUAAGGAUGCUUUAAUAAAGAAAAUUCAUUUCCUCAAACGAGUUCAUGGUCCUGACCCAAGUUAUAACGAUAUUUGUUUUUCUGGUGCUGGAAGGGAUGUCACUCAACUAUCAAAAAUAUUUCCAGAAGUUGAUAUGGUUUUCAACAAUGGGCAAAAAUGGUCGUUGUCUCCUGAAAACUACUUGUUUCGGCAUACAAAGGUUAGUGGUGCAUAUUGCUUGGGAAUUUUUAAAAAUGCGGAUUCAACUACGCUUUUGGGAGGAAUUCUUGUCCGUAAUACCCUUGUAACUUAUGAUCGAGAGAAUGAUAAGAUUGGCUUUUGGAAAACUAAUUGUUCUGAACUUGGAAAGAGAUUGAAUUAUGUUAGUGCUCCUCCCCCAUCUCGGUUACCUUCUGAUAGCCAGAAUAGAAGUACAGAAAUUCUGCCUCCUGUAGUUCCAGUUGACUUGUCUUAGAAUGUUUUUCCAGGUAGAGUACGUUUCAAGCAUCUAACGGCCUUUACAUAGCCUCACAAAUUGAAACUACAGUUUUCACAAAUUCACAAUUAUGCUAGGCAUCUAUCCAUAUGUGGAGUUGAUCAAUGAUUCACCUGUUGAACAUUAAGCCUAUAGAUAGACAAAAGUCUGUUUUUCACACAAGCAGAAAAACUAGUAUUAUUUUAGGAUGUAAGCUAGUGAGAUGAUGUGUUUAGCUAUGGUCAUUUCUGUAAAUCUAGAUGUGUGAACUUGUAGUUGGAUAUGUAUGAUCAUAUAUUGUAAUGGAUGAUGAGUAUGAAAACAAAGCUGAAAUUUGAAGCGGAAA